This is a messenger RNA of Gaeumannomyces tritici R3-111a-1, 2495 nucleotides long. RefSeq lists its product as hypothetical. The record is from RefSeq and is a predicted model, not a curated record. Lineage: Eukaryota; Fungi; Ascomycota; Sordariomycetes; Magnaporthales; Magnaporthaceae. Gene Ontology annotation, molecular function: ATP binding; ATP hydrolysis activity. The transcript is spliced from 6 exons. Bases 271 to 2334 code for a protein of 687 amino acids.
AUUUCCAGGCUGCAGUGCCCCGCGAUGGCGAUCCUCAGUCGCCUUGUCGUCCCUUCCUCAGAGUAUUGAUACUAUUGCAUCUUCCAAAGGUGCGUGUGCACAAAAAAUGCCAGGACAGUUCAACGAGACAAGUUCAUCGAUGCGGGAACUAGAGGGGAGUAGAGAUAUACCACAUUAGCCCCGACUUGCCUGUGCAGUGAGAGAGGAAGUCGAAGACCAUUUUCUUUUGUUCCUCCCCCGGAGUCAAACCUCCCUAUUCCCCCUUCCAUUAUGGAUCCCCACGCUGGAUUUGACGACGUCUCUCCCGGCGACGCCGAGAAAAAGGUUAAAGAAGCCCAGGAGAGCGAGCCAAUCAAGGUCGGCAUGACCGUCGAGACGAAGGACCUGUUCAGGGACGACCAUCGCGAGCCGUGGCAGGAGUGGGCCCCAGACGACAUCGGGAUUGCCUCCAAGUCCACGCCAGCCUCUGCCAAGUUUGCGCUGAUCGUGAGGCGCGAGAAGAAGAACGGCAAGACAGACGAGCCGGUCCUCGCACUGCACUCUAUCACGGUGCAGAGUCCGAUCAUCAAGAAGCUUCUCGGGCCGGUGUUCGCGGGAUACCGGGGCAUCAACACAAACCUGAAGAACCAGGAGUUCCGCGCGCCGUUCCACGAGUUCUUCUAUCGGUGGGGCCUCUUUUGCGCAGCCGAGCCUGCCCAGGACCAGGGGGAGGAGGGCGAGGUGGAGAGGCAGCACUACAAGCUACUGUUCGACAUCAUCAGCCCAGAGAUUGCGACAAGCAUCGAUCAGACCAAGGACCUGCUGAAGAAUGGCGUCAUCUCAUUCGAGUACGUGUGGGCGCUGUUCGAACCGGGCAUCGAGGUUUACUCGAGCAUCGAUGGGCAGGACCGCCUGUCCCUCCUUGACAGUAGCGGCUACCAGAAGCUACCCGAUGGCAGCGUAAGCUUCAAGCUCACCUGUCGGUACGUCGGGACCGACGGGACGCACUUUGGGUUCGUAUCUACGUCUCAGUCGAUCAGCCAGUUCGACAAGUUGAUGCCCGUGGUCGAGCUGAAUGUACUCCCGAGCCAUUUACAUCCUGGAAUCGAUGAGAUACGGCCGGUGCUGGAGGAGAAGGGCAAGAAGUUUGAAAGCCUGCUAGGCGUGCACCAUAAGUCGUAUUUUGGCUUUUACACCCUGCUCAGAAUGCAAAACGGGGCCUCGAACAAGCAAUUUGGCGAAAAUGCCAGGAUCAUGGUCGACUGUGGCUCGUUUAUGAGACACAACAGCGGAUCGUCCAUUGACCUGCUUCCGUUGGACCCAGGAACCGUGGGCUCGAGCCGUCCAGGUGACCCAUUGGACCCCUCCACCAGCCUCGAUGUUCUCCAUGACGACUACGACGACUUGGCCUCUAGGACGAUGAGACUGAUGGCGCAAAGGGCUAGCCGAAUGCAUUCUAUAGGCUUGAAGAGAUCUCAAGCCACAUCUCUCGGUAAACAGCAUUACGCCCUAUGCACACCGCUGGUUAGAGGAUAUUGCCUGACUAGCAAGAAGUGGGGCUACUUCAACGUCGAUGCAAUCCGCGACAUCACCUGGAACGAACUGGCAUUUAAGCGGCUCGUGCUCCCGCACGACUACAAGGAGACCGUCUUGGCGUUUGUUCAUGCUCAGCUAUCCCAUGCCGACAACUUCGACGACGUGAUCGAGGGCAAAGGCCAAGGCAUCAUUAUGCUCUUGAGUGGGGAGCCAGGCACCGGGAAAACGCUGACCUCGGAGUCAGUGGCCGAGGAGAUGAAGCGGCCGCUGUACGCAAUCGCGGCCGGCGAGCUCGGCAGCGACGCGGGCCAGGUCGAGGAGAGCCUGAGGCGGGUGCUGGACCUCUCGACGCGCUGGGGCGCCGUGCUCCUGCUCGACGAGUGCGACGUGUUCCUGGAGCGCCGCAGCUCCUCAAACGUUCUCCGCAACCAGCUCGUGUCCGUCUUCCUGCGCCUCCUCGAGUACUACCGGGGCGUGCUGCUCAUGACGACCAACCGCGCCGAGAACCUCGACCCGGCGUUCGAGUCGCGCAUCCAUUUGUCCAUCAGGUACCCGCGGCUGGAUUGUGUGAGCAGGUUGGAGAUCUGGCGGACUUUUGCCGGGAAGAGGAAGGAGGGAGGGAAGGGGAUGGAAGGGCUCGAGGAGGAAGAGCUUGCCGAACUGGCCGGCGAGGAGCUGAACGGGAGGCAGAUCAAGAACGUGGUCAAGACGGCGAGGCUGCUGGCGGCGCGGUCUGGCGGGCUUCUGAGGCUCGAGCAUGUCAAGAUGGUGCUGCGGGUUAAGAACGGGGAGGCCGCUGGUUUUGCGGCGAAGUAUUGACCGGUGGAAACCACCCACCUGACGACGAAUACGGCUUAUAACGCUUAUGGCACGAAGCUAAUAUAAAAACUGCCCUCUUUUUCAACGUCGGAGCCUUUAUCCCUUGCCCCAAGUACUUAAAACUUGAUAGUCCUUGUAAUGGCCGACCCUACUGAUUCUAG